AUGUCAACAAAUGUUAUUACAAAAAAAAAUUCAACAACAUCAACCACCAAUACAUCUAAUACAACAUAUCUUUCAAUGAUGACACCUAAUGUUUCUAGUACUAAUGUCACAAAUACUAGCACUAAUAAACGACGUGAAGGUUCAACUGGUGAAGAUUCCGGUGUUCAAAUAGAUCACGAUAGUAUAAUUAAAAAUGCUCAUCUAUCGAUAACUAACUCCUCAAAUAUAGUGCCUUCUUUAUUAUUAUCAUCAUCAUCAUCAUCAUCAUCAUCAUUAACAUCAAAAACAAUCGGCACAACGACGGCGCCGAAUCCCAAUUCCGUAACUACUUUUAGUAGCAAUAGUACGAUGGUCACAUCAUCGACUCUUAUUCCACCAUCUGUGGAUACUAAAACAUCAUCAUUAUUACCUCGUAAAACGUCAAAUGCAUCAAGUUCAGGUACUUUUUCUGAAGUAUCUCGUUCAUUUGGUCAUGAAGAAAAUUCUGCAGAUUCAUUAUAUGGUUUAACAUCAUCAUCAUCGUCAUCCCAUUAUAUUAUUAAAUGUACUCUAAAUACAACAACAACAACACCAACAAUUACUAAUACAAAUACAUCAUCGAUGUCGACUACGUUGCCGACGUUAUCACCACCGGUGAUAUUGACACCACGUGUUAAAGUAACUGUUCAACAACCAUCAAUAACAACAUCAUCAUCACGUAUUGAUUCAUCAGCUGAAUCAAUUCCAUCAUCAUCAUUUCUUAAAACUCCAACAUCAAAUAUUUUACCUAUACUUUCACCAUCAUCACAUACGACAACAAGUGCAGCAUCAAGUGCACCCGAAUUUUCUAUAAGUGGUACAUCAAGUAUUGAUGAUUCAGAAGAAUUAGCAUUAUAUGAACAAUAUCUUUCAAUAUCUUAUGGACGACAAUCAAAUCCUUCACCUGAAAUACGUAAAAUAACUGUUGACGAUGUAACUAAAAUACAACAAAGAACAUUACCUCGUAGUAAAAGUGAAGCAAAUACUUUACCAAUAGAACAAUCACAAUCACAGCAACAACAACAACCACAGCAACGACAACGACAACAAACAAUAACUAGUCAAAUAAAACCGGUAAGCAAAUUUUCUUCUUAUGAUCUGACAUUUUGUUAG
Rotaria sp. Silwood1 is the source of this 1131-nucleotide messenger RNA. The record is from the annotation of a GenBank genome assembly. NCBI's taxonomy places the organism in Eukaryota, Metazoa, Rotifera, Eurotatoria, Philodinida, Philodinidae.